AUGGAGCUAGUAGGGGUUGUGGCUCGAAACUUAUGGUUUUGUCGAAAUGUAGUGGUCUAUGGGAAACCUAAUAGCCCGUAUAAUACAGUGGUAAGUAAUGCUUCUAACUCAUUGACAUCGUUUAAAGAUGCAAAUUUUCAAAAAUUAGCAGGAACAGUAGGAAAAAAUGGGGAGUUAAGAUGGAAAGUUCAUAUGGAUGGUUUUGUUAAAGUCAAUUGGGAUGCAGCUGUGGAGAAUACCAAAAAGAAAAUGGGUAUUGGUGUUAUAAUCAGAGAUAGCAAAGGUGAAGUUGCAAAGGCAAUGGCAGCUUUAAUGGCUGAAAACUUUAGUCGCAAAUUGGGCUUCUAUAAGGUUAUUUUGGGAGGUGAUGCUCUCCAAAUAGUGCAGGCACUGGGAAAAGAGGGAAGUAAUUGGUGCAUAUAUGGCCAUCUAAUUGAGGAGACAAGGGAGGUAUUGCUUAGUAUGCAGAGCUGGAAGGUCCAUCAUGUUAGGCGUAAUCUAAAUGGUGCGGCUCAUCGACUUGCGAAUGUAGCUUUAUCUCUGAGUGAGGCCCAUGUUUGUUUUGAGGAAACUCCCCAUUGUAUUUCUGAUAUUACUUUAUUUUUUUUGACAUGUCCAUACAAGAGGGGAGAGGGGUGA
Molecule: messenger RNA, 639 nt
Organism: Alnus glutinosa
Lineage: Eukaryota; Viridiplantae; Streptophyta; Magnoliopsida; Fagales; Betulaceae
Exons: 2
Coding region: 1-639 (212 amino acids)
Molecular function (GO): nucleic acid binding; RNA-DNA hybrid ribonuclease activity
Source: RefSeq, a predicted model, not a curated record